CUUAAAGCAGUUUGGGAUCCUUUUUCCUCUCCCAAGUUUUGAGUGGCCCCACACCAAACACCUUCUAUACUCUCAGUCUCUCUACAAAUACUCCCAAAAAACCCUCCAUUUCAAUCUCCCUGAUUUCUAUCUUAUCUUUCUCCCACAAGGAUGGUGUCGUUUCUCUGUUCUACCAAAUCUCUCUUCAUCUUCUUCAUCAUCUCCGCUAUUCCCGUGGCUUACAUCAUCUCCGUCGAGCGAGCGGAGCCCUCCACCCAUGUCUACCACUACCACAGCUCCGGCUGGUUGCGGGAGUGUGCCAAGUGGGACGAUCUCGACCGUCGAUUCAUCGUCUCUCUUUUCGAGGGCGGCGUCGCCCUGGUUGAGGUGCCGGACGGCCACUCCCCGGGUACCAUCUUGGAGGAAAUCAUCGUUGUCAAAGAGCCUGAGUUGGCCGGAAACGCCUCGCUGGGAAUCGCCGUUGACCGGAGGAGGAACCGGGUGCUGGUUGUCAACGCUGACGUGAUGCGAAACCGGUAUGGCUCGCUCGCGGCAUACGAUCGGUCUACGUGGCGGCGGUUGUUUCUCAGCCAGCUCAGUGGCCCAGGCGAUGAGAAAAGCUUUGCAGAUGAUGUUGCAGUGGAUGAGGAAGGUAAUGCAUAUGUUACAGACGCCAAAGCCAAUAAAAUCUGGAAGGUUGGGGUGGAUGGAGAGAUCCUCUCCAUCAUCAGAAGCCCCCUCUUCACCCCGAAAGAGUGGUACAAAACCUUGGUGGGGCUCAAUGGUGUAGUUUACCAUCCAAACGGCUACUUACUUGUCAUUCACACCUUCUCUGGGAACCUGUUGAAGAUUGAGAUAGAGAAAGAAGAAGUUAAGCUAGUUAAGGUAGGUGGAGGUAAACUGGUGUUUGGAGAUGGGUUAGAGCUAAUAUCUCCAACUAAGCUUGUGGUUGCCGGGAACCCUUCUGGGAGAUUGGUCGAGAGCUCCGACGAAUGGGAGACGGCCACCGUCACUGCCAAGUACUCUGGACCGGCACAUCGGUUGGCAACUGCAGCAACUGUGAAGGAUGGGAAGGUAUACCUAAAUCACCUGCUUGGAAUGGGAUACCCUAGGAAGACACAUGCACUUGUGGAGGCAGUUUUCUCUGCUUACUGAGGCCUAAAACCCAAGUGUUAUAUAGAGGAUAUUAUUGUCAUGUUUGAUAAAGCCAAUGAUUCUGUCGAAGGUUUAGGUUUGGUACAAAUCACUAUGUAUCGAUGAACAAUAUUGUUAUUACUUUGAGUCAAAAGCUGUGUUUCUAUAUUUCUGUUA
Vitis vinifera (wine grape) is the source of this 1290-nucleotide messenger RNA. RefSeq lists its product as uncharacterized. NCBI's taxonomy places the organism in Eukaryota, Viridiplantae, Streptophyta, Magnoliopsida, Vitales, Vitaceae. The record is from RefSeq and is a predicted model, not a curated record. The transcript is spliced from 2 exons. The coding region runs from base 151 to 1134 and encodes 327 amino acids. Gene Ontology annotation, cellular component: endoplasmic reticulum.